This is a messenger RNA of Ectocarpus sp. CCAP 1310/34, 877 nucleotides long. Lineage: Eukaryota; Phaeophyceae; Ectocarpales; Ectocarpaceae. The record is from the annotation of a GenBank genome assembly.
AUGGCGAGUCUCAUGGCGGAGGACGGUCAAGAUGGCUUCGGAGGGCUUUUUGACGGCGCGAGCACAAGCGACGACGACGACUCUGGAGGAGAAGAAGCGGGCCCGGCGCUAGUGGAAGAGAUAUACACCCGAACACCGCCGACGGGAUCGGCGGGGGGGAGGGGCGCACUGCCGCCGCGGCCGUCGACCCUCAGACUUUCCCUAGUUAACUCUCGCCACAGCCUGUGGGGGCACCGCUUGUGGAACGCCGCUCUCCUUCUCGCAGGUAUGUAUGCAGACAUAGCAUACAUCGGGGGCUGUAGGUGCACAACGGUUAGCCCCCACACUGAAGAACCUCUUGUGUUGGCCACGCUGUGGUUCUUAGUUCCUACAUUGUGCUAGAAAUGGCCGGUAGAUAGGUUUAAGUGCAGGGGUUCUUGACCGGACUCACAAGUGACUGGUGCUCAGGUUCUCAUGUUUUGAGUUCUUCGAUGCUACAGCAGUACAUCAGUUCUGAACUGUCAAGUGCUGGAGUGCAGGUGCUAACUGCUGUAGACGUUGUGCCUGAGCACACAAGUUCCACCUCGGAGCCGGCUGUUGGAACCUCAACUGCUGCACCACCCCUGUGCUGCGACAUCCAACGGCUACUGCAUAACAGAGGGCUUUAGUUUUGGCCUUGGUAUUGGGAUUCCGCGUGCUGCGCAGGAUCCCGAGCACACCGAUCCUUGUGUUCUCCUCGUGCGCCAGGAUCGACUAAAUGGCGCGGGCGCGUUGCGUGCAGCUCUCACCAACAUCACCCUGAUCAACUCAAACGUACAAUUUAACACCGCGAAAGUACUGAACACUUGCCCCGCACGAUCGUCCGUCUUCGUCUCGUCCGCCUGCCGACCGAUGCGCG